CGGUACCAUCAUUAUGAUUGCAUUCGCCGGGAUUGCAGGGAAUGUGGUGUCGAUGCCAUUGUUUCAUAUUUUCAGUGCCUUGCUGAAAAAUGCCAAGAUGAGGUUUUACAAUACACUAAGUGGGAAAGAGUAAAGAAGCAGUUGAAGGGGAAAGAAGUGGUACGGGUGAUGCCAGUUACAAAAAAGCACAGCUGUACACAAGUAGUUAUCGAGUUGUCAAGUGAAUUGACACCAUUGUCUGAGCACCUAUUUGUGGCCUCUUGGCAGCAAGACCAAUUUUCAAAGCUCCAAAAGAGGGUUCCAGAGGGUUGCGUGCUAUUAAAUAUGGACUUCUCUGAGAAUUUUAUGUGUGUAUCCCAGAAUGAAGUGCAGACUGCCCACUGGGGACAUGAGCAAGUGACUAUUCACCCAACAGUUGCAUACUACCAAUGUCAGAAGGAAGGAUGUGAGGAAACUGUUAUUGAAUCCUUAAUCUUCAUCACAGAUGAUAAGCAGCAUGAUGCACAUGCAGUUAUGGCUUUUACAAAAUUAGCCAAUCAACAUCUUCAAGCCACACGAGGCCUUCACAUAGAAAAACAGCUUCACAUGACUGAUGGAUGUUCUGCCCAAUAUAAAUCUAAGACACCUUUUACGGAUAUAUAUAUAUCAUUCAGCAUACUGGAUUUUGGCUUUCCAACAGAAAGACAUUUUUAUGGCUCACGCCAUGGUAAAGGACCCUCUGAUGGUGCGGGGGCUGUCGUCAAAAGCUUUGUCCGCAGAGGUGUCCUAGGUGAUAGUAUAUGUAUCAACAAUGCCAAAGAGUUUUUUAACUACUCAAAGAAAAUAUCCAAAGAUGAGGAACAUUCAAAGCGAACAUUUUUCUAUGUGGAUCAAAUUAAUAGGAAUAGGCCUGACCGAUCCAAUUCGAAAACUAUCAUUGGCACUCGUAAGCUUCAAUGUGUGAAGACUGUUGAACAAAAGAAAAUAGCAACUAGAAAUCUGAGCUGCUUUUGUGGAGGAUGUGUGGUUGGCCAGUAUGAGAAGUGCAGCAAUUCAGAAUAUGUCCAGGAGUGGACUACUCAGGCGUUAGAGGCAACACAAGAAAUGGGAAAUGGCAGAGGAGUACGGAUGCGUGGGGGAGAAAGAGGGAGACCCAGAGGUGGGAGAGGAUUGCGGAUGCGUGGGGGAGAAAGAGGGAGACCCAGAGGUGGCAGAAGAUUGCGGAUGCGUGGGGGAGAUAGAGGGAGACCCAGAGGUGGCAGAGGAUUGCGGAUGCGUGGGGGAGAUAGAGGGAGACCCAGAGGUGGCAGAGGAUUGCGGAUGCGUGGGGGAGAUAGAGGGAGAUCGAGACCCAGAGGUGGCAGAGGGGUGCAGAUACAUGGAGUCAGUAGACAUAGGGACCAAUAUGAAGGCAGCAGUGAUGAGAGUUCAGACCAUGACUGGAAUACUAGCUCUUCAGAGUUGAGUUCAGAUGUUGAAGAGGACCAGUCUGAUGAUGCCUCGGUAAUGCAGGACCAGCUUCACACACUUCAGCAUCUCCAGGAACUAUCUUCUAUCAUCCAAGAAAAGCAUUUGACUGAUGAAAAUCAUAUUUCAUCCAGCUCUGAAGAGUCUUUGGAGAUAUCUGGAAUGUCUGGGAUUAUGGAUUUCCUUGCAUUAGAGGAAGCAGAUGAUGAGCUCUCGGUAUCACCAAUAUUUCCGUACUUAUUUGAUACGCUCACACAAGAUCAGCCUGAGGUCCCUCUCACACAGGACCAGCCAGAUGUCCUUCUCACACAGGACCAGCCAGAUGUCCUUCUCACAAAGGACCAGCCUGAGGUUCCUCUCACACAGGACCAGCCAGAUGUCCUUCUCACAAAGGAUGAGCCUGAGGUUCCUCUCACACAGGACCAACGUGAUGUUCCUCUCACACAGGACCAGCCAGAUGUCCUCACAAAGGACCAGCCAGAUGUCCUCACAAAGGACCAGCCUGAGGUUCCUCUCACACAUGACCAGCCAGAUGUCCUCACAAAGGACCAGCCUGAGGUUCCUCUCACACAGGACCAGCCAGAUGUCCUUCUCACAAAGGACCAGCCUGAGGUUCCUCUCACACAGGACCAACAUGAGGUUCCUCUCGCACAGGACCAGCCAGAUGUCCGCACAAAGGACCAGCCUGAGGUUCCUCUCACACAUGACCAGCCAGAUGUCCUUCUCAUACAGGACCAGCCUGAGGUUCCUCUCACACAGGACCAGUCUGAGGUUCCUUUCACACAGGACCACCAUGAGGUCCUCACACAGGACCAGCCUGAGGUCCUCACACAGGACCAACCUGAGGUCCUUCUCACACAGGACCAGCCUGAGGUUCCUCUCACACAGGACCAGCCAGAUGUCCUUCUCACACAGGACCAGCCUGAGGUUCCUCUCACACAUGACCAGCCAGAUGUCCUUCUCACACCAUACCAGCCUGAGGUUCCUCUCACACAGGACCAGCCAGAUAUCCCUCUCACAAAGGACCAGCUUGAGGUACCAGAGCAGUCUCCAGGGGUCAAAGCUGCAGUUGAGAAUUGGCCCCUUGUCCAUUUCUUUACGGAGAAAAUGGGGAAAGAAAAACUAUGGGUGCAGAACACUAUAUCAAACAGUGUUCUGCCAUCUGAUGUUGAAAAAACCCUUUCAGCACCUUCACUGGAGAUGGUUGGGUCAAGGUUCUAUUAUAAGUUUGAAGACCUUUGA
Molecule: messenger RNA, 2688 nt
Organism: Pecten maximus
Lineage: Eukaryota; Metazoa; Mollusca; Bivalvia; Pectinida; Pectinidae
Source: RefSeq, a predicted model, not a curated record